CGUGUGUGUGCGUGGCUGCGGCUGGUGUCACUGUGGUUUCAGUUCGUGUACGAAGAACAGCUGAUAUUUCUCGUCUCCAUCAAUUAAAUAAGAUAACCAUUAGUAAAACCGAUCGUUGGUGUCGUCAAACACAUAUCGGAUUUAUUGUUGUUUUGUGUGUGUGAGAUAGAGCAAACAAUAAAACUUUUUUUGAUGGUGAGAGAAACUUCACACUGAUAGAGUAACGCCGAUUUUAUACAGCCUAAACAAACUUCUCACGGCACAGAAGUAUAUUCUAGGCUAAAUGAGUAAAUAAUACGAGGACGAUGGAUAAAUACCAUAAACACACAAGGCUGUCUAUCUAAAAAAUCAUCGCUCAACGUGGUCACCGAGGCAACAGGAGUAGUCGGCGUCGCGGCGGAGAGGCGGAGGCGCCCGGGGCAAGAUGCCAGGACUGAGGGGCAGGCUGCUGGUGGAGGGGUGGGGGGGCACGUGGCAGAGGAUGACCCGGACGAAGCAGGUGGCCACCGACGCCAUGGACACGCCGCUCAACCGCUGCCUGUCCACGCUCGACAUCACGCUUCUAGGCAUCGGGCACAUGGUGGGCGCCGGCAUCUACGUGCUGACGGGGACGGUGGCCAAGGACACGGCUGGCCCUGGCAUCAUCCUCUCCUUCCUGCUGGCCGGCUUCGCCUCGCUGCUCGCCGCCCUCUGCUACGCCGAGUUCGGGGCGCGGGUGCCCAAGGCGGGCUCGGCCUACGUGUACACCUACGUCACCAUCGGCGAGUUCUGGGCCUUCGUCAUCGGCUGGAACAUCGUCCUGGAGCACAUGAUCGGCGCGGCGUCCGUGGCCCGGGCGUGGUCGGGCUACAUGGACUCGCUGUUCGAGGGCGCGCUGAGCAACGGGACGGUCACGUACAUCGGGACGCUGCACGCCGGCCUGCUCGCCCCGUAUCCGGACUUCCUGGCCUUCGCCGUCACGCUCGUCUACUGCGGCUUCCUCACCCUGGGCGUCAAGGGCUCGGCCUACUUCAACUCCAUCUUCACGCUCAUCAACCUGUGCGUGAUGGCCUUCGUCAUCGUCGCCGGCAUGAUGUUCGCGGACCUCGAGAACUGGAACACGGAUAGGGGCUUCCUGCCCUACGGCGCCUCUGGCGUCGUGGCCGGCGCUGCCACGUGCUUCUACGCCUUCGUCGGCUUCGACAGCAUCGCCACGGCCGGCGAGGAGGCCAGGGACCCGGCCAGGUCCAUCCCGCAGGCGACCCUGGUGUCCAUGAGCGUGGUCACCGUCGGCUACAUCAUGGUGGGCGCCACCCUCACCCUCAUGGUCCCGUACUACACCCUGAACCCCGCCGCCGCCAUCCCCGACGCCUUCGCCGCCCACGGCGCCAACUGGGCCAAGUACGUGGUGAGCGUGGGCGCCAUCUGCGGCAUGACCACCACGCUCUUCGGCUCCCUGUUCAGCCUCCCGCGCUGCGUGUACGCCAUGGCCGCCGACGGGCUGCUCUUCUCGUGGCUGGCGCGCGUGUCCGACAAGACCAAGGUCCCCGUGAUCACCCUGAUCCUGUGCGGGUUCCUGUCAGCCCUCAUCGCCCUCGUCUUCGACAUCGAGAAACUGGUCGAGUUCAUGAGCAUCGGAACCCUCAUGGCCUACACCAUCGUCAGCGCCUCCGUCAUCAUCCUGCGGUACCAGCCGAGCUCCAGGUGUAACAUCAAGAGCCCGAGCCACAGCGCCACGCAGGCCGCCUCGACGCCCGGCACCGUUACCACGCCCACGACGCCCACCUCCGUCGAUGACAUUGCUAAGAGCGACGGAGAAGGCGGAGAACUGCGGUCCUCCUGUAGGUGGCUCCUGCACGUGGUCGGACGUCAGGAAGCAGGAACCGUGGCUACGUGGGGCGUCGUCAUCUUCACCGCCAGCAGCGCCGCCCUCUGCUCCCUUCUGCAGUGGGGGGGAAGACACCUCGCCCUGCCCUACCCGUCGGCGUGGGCCAUCAUCCUGGCGCUGCUGCUCGUCGCUCUGCAAGUCUUCAGUGUGGUGGUGAUCCUGUCACACCGUCAGAACAACUUGGUGCUAAGCUUCAGUGUCCCCCUUGUGCCGAUGUUGCCUCUCGUCUCUAUCUUCUUCAAUGUUGCCCUAAUGGUUCACCUCAACCCCAUGACCUGGAUUCGGUUUAUUGUCUGGAUGGUCAUAGGUCUGGUCCUGUACUUUGCAUAUGGGCAGCACCACUCAAGGGAAGGGGAGCCAGUCAGCAGCUACUCAACCCUCCUGACAGAGCCUGCCCCAGCUGGUAACACAGUCUUUGGCUCCGUCCAGCAUACCCUCUCCCACGUCACUGCCAAGAUUGCCUCGGCUGCUUCAGAGGACAAGAAACCCAUUGUGGAUGAGUCACAAAUUGAUGAUGAUGAUCUUUAAAGUGCAUUUGAAGUGAAAAUUUAAUUUGCAUAUUCUUGUCAUAAAUCUUGAAUUAAAGAUAGGUUUCCAUGGAAUUGUAAAUAAGUGAAAAAUUUGAAGACAGGAUACAAUGGGAGUCCAAAAAUUAAGUUUUGUGACAAGCCCAAAAAUCUCUGAUAUCUCAAGGUUUGCACCUUCCUCUCUCACUAUGCACAUGACUGUGGCCUUCUCAGAUCCAGUUUAUCAAAGAAGCUCCAUGUUAAAAAAUAUAAUUUUUUUUUUUAAAGGUGUAUAUGUCAGAAAAUAAUGACUACCAAUUAAACUUACAUCAGUAACACAGCUAGGGAAGAACAUCAUUUCUAUUUCUCAUAAUUCAGAUAUUGUUGGCAGCAUUGCAAUUUUCUUCUUAAAACUACUUGUUAACUUCUUACAUUUCAUAUGUUUGAAAGUCCCUGUCAUCUGAUUCUACCAAGGGACUGAAAACUUCUGUUUUUCUGUUGUAGCACUUCAUGCAUCUUGAAAGACAGUCCUAGGAAGUGCUAUGCAAACUUUGUGAUGUCAUAGUGAGUACCCACACUGUCCUAUGAAUAUUUCAAAUGUGAGAUUUUAAACACUGAUUAUUAAUUAUUUAUCCAAUGUUGAUGAUGCAAUAGCAUACAUCAUUAAAUCUAUGUUUCCUGCAAGAAAAAGAAAGUGAACUGCAAAAGUUGAAUUUCAUUUCAAAGGCACUUUAGGGAGACAUACCUUUGCUGCUGUAAGGCUUUUCUCACUGCCUGGGAGAACUGCUAUCCCUUUUACGUAAUUGAGUCUUGUAAUAAUAACCUUGACUGAUUUACUGAGUAACAGCACAACAGAUAGUAUGUACAGAUUUUAUUAGAAAUCAUAAUAUAAAAUGUUGCAAAUAGAAUUGGUAUUACCCUUUAUGCAAACUGAUUAAUUUAAGAUAUAUUAAAAUUCACUGUAGAAUAAUAAUUCUUGGAAGUUACUAUUUAUGUAUGAAUGGGUGGCUUUACAAACCUUUAUUAUACUCUCUUAGAAAGAGCUGUAAUUUUUAUGUUUAAAUCUGUUUUAAUAACUUAAACUGGGUUUGAUGCUCUGUUACUUUCUGUUGAAAAAUGCCAAAUGUAGUCAAAGUUUAGAGACAUACAAGGGAUUACUAUUUUUCUACUCUAGUUGGUCAUGAUAAAGUAUGAUGGAUGAAGUUAAAAUUAGCAACCAGUUAAAUAUUGCAUCACAUUGGUUUAGUACAAAUGUAAACAUUUGAGAAAUUUAGUUCGGGAAAAUGCCAGAAUAAUAUCUAAACAGUAGAUGUCUACAGAGAUGUUUUUAGUGAGAAUUUUGGGUAUACAGGUGAAUUUUAACAAUUGUGUAGAAAUCAUAUUUAGGUUUCUACAUGUUCCUCUUAUGAUCAUUAUUAAGAAACCUAGACAAGUUAAUGAAGCAAAGAGGUACAGUUAACCCACUUCGCUACUGAGAUUUUUGUACCCCUCUUUCUCAGGUAGAGUAAGCUAAGAAUUUCUUAAGAGGUAGCUCCAGACUUUAGCAUAAGGCUUCAGAGCUUUUCAGGUUCCUCCUAAAUGACUUUGAUUGACAUGUAUUCCUUGGAAAAUGGAAGCUUGUUUGUUCAGUAUUAAUUUUAUUUCAGUUCAUCUAUUGAUAACCAUUAUGAACAGUUAUUGUUCUGAGAUGUGCUUUACAAAUUCUUAUUCUAUGGAUAUGUUCUUUUUUUCCUUUUUUUCCCUUCAUUUCUAAUCUCUUUUAGGCCAUAUUACUGUAUGGAUAAUCAUUAGUGUGAGCAAAAGAUGUUGCUUUAAUUGUCGUUUUGCCUGUGUAAAAAAAAUGAUUACUAUGUGUCUGUGUGCAUAUAUGACUGAUAAUGAUUACUGGAAUAGCCUUGGCAUGAUCCCCAAUCAAUUUUGAGUGUAUUUCAACACAUUAUACACUGCACUAUACCUUUAUAUCAUGCAUCUUGUUCACCAUGCAAGUCACUUUGUACAAUACAUGCACACUUUUCCUUCACUGUUCUACUGUACUUUUGUUAAGCACAUCCAUAUUAGUAAAUUUCCUAAUAGAUAGACAGCAUUUUCAAGGUGCAUUGGAAUAGCAAACAUGUGUGAUAAGAAAGGGAGGGGCUUGAAUAAUUAAUGGAUCAGUGUAAUGUAUACUAUUUAUUUUAAAAGUUAUAUGAUAAUAUUUUAGAUAGAGAAAACUAUAAAGAGCUACAUAAAGAGAGCACUAGUGUAAUCUGUAAAUAGAAAGUGGAAUCUCACUCUAUUAUAUUGUUAAAAUAUUAAAGUAAUCUUGUAUGAUAAGAAAAUAACAACUUUAAAGGGUUUUUAAAAACCCGGUUUUGAUAAAGCCUUUCACAAAGACUUUAUUCAGCAGAUGCAUGUGACUAUCAUUUCACCUGAAUCAAUAAAAAUUGAAUUCCAAAAAAAUUGUUUGAAAGGAGUUAAAAAGGCACUUUCGUAGUAUCCAAUUUUUAACAUCAUAUUGGAUACUAAAAUAACUAAUGAGUUUGGCACAGCAUAUGCCUUUCCAGUGAUAAGCACUAUUGUGAUAAUUUGAUUUUAAAUAUAAAUGCUAUUGAUUUUGGUUGAUUCUGGAAAUACCAUCUUGGGUCUCAAUUUCUCUUCAGUCUAUAUAUUCAACUUGGAUAAGUAUUGUAUUUUUAUAUUAUAUAUUAUGAUAUUUUUAUGAUUCUUAUUAAGCUUUAAACUUUUUAUGAUUCUUAUUAAGCUUUAAACUUAAUUUGUGAUACAUAAUGUUAAUCUUCAGAAUAUGUUCUCCCUUAGAUUAUAGCAAAGAAUGGGCUAAUUUAUGGCAGAUUCAUAUGCAGUAUUAAUGAUGAUAUCUUAAAUGUGCAUGUAAAAAAGCCUAACUUCAACAUGCAAUUGUAAUUAAUAUUGAAAGUCUACAACAAAAUGUUAUACAA
Molecule: messenger RNA, 5309 nt
Organism: Penaeus vannamei (Pacific white shrimp)
Lineage: Eukaryota; Metazoa; Arthropoda; Malacostraca; Decapoda; Penaeidae
Product: cationic amino acid transporter 4
Biological process (GO): transmembrane transport; amino acid transport
Cellular component (GO): plasma membrane
Molecular function (GO): amino acid transmembrane transporter activity
Source: RefSeq, a predicted model, not a curated record